Molecule: messenger RNA, 3490 nt
Organism: Benincasa hispida (wax gourd)
Lineage: Eukaryota; Viridiplantae; Streptophyta; Magnoliopsida; Cucurbitales; Cucurbitaceae
Product: Zinc finger C-x8-C-x5-C-x3-H type family protein
Molecular function (GO): metal ion binding
Source: RefSeq, a predicted model, not a curated record
AUAAUUAAUCGCGAAAAGAAAAAACUGUGUUCUCGCCCCCCAAAAGUCUUUGAACCCUUUUUCGCCCAUUGCUACUUCCUCACUCUUCAUCUUCUUCCUCCCACUCACUCUGCAAACAAGAUGCCCAAAAUAUCCUCUCUAAAGAUUGAUUUUGCUUAGUUCGCGCCUGUUAUUCUCCUUCAAUCAUAUUCUAGGGUUACACCUCUGCCGCUUUCUGCCGGAAGUUCUCUUCUUUCAUUAUCUUCACGUGGUCGGUUGAUGGAAAGAUUAGCAAGGGUGUUCAAUAAUAACUUAUGGCAAUGGCUUUCUAUUCCACUACAAGAGCAAUUGGGCAUUAGUACAAAAUUCAUGGAACUAAGUCAAUUUUUAUAUUCAAGCUUGUUUCGAAGGAUUUUAUGAGAAAACUAUAGUUCAUCAAACACAAGGAGAAUGAAUCAUGGACAAAGUGCUUGUGAACUUUAUUUUGCUCGGAAUUGUGGAUGAUUACUUGGUGAAGGGAGAGAUGUAUGGAUUGAAAAGUUGACUUCAUAAUUCAUUAGUCAUUGAAGAAUACAUAUGAUUUGUUUGAAGGGUUGCCAAGAGUAAUAGUUCAACUGGUCUACUUUUAUAUUUUACUGUAUUUAGGAGAAAAUCCUUAGAGUUAUGAGUGGAAGUGGCAGAAAACGCACGUCAAAAUGGGAUUUGAGAGAAGAUUCUCACUUGGAAACUGACAGUGUGCAACAACAUGGUUGGCCUGGAAAAGAAUCACGUCCUGGUUGGAUUUCUCCUGAACUUGCAAGUGAUGAUGGUUCCAAGUGGUCUGGUAUGGGAACCACCAAUACCAUUUCAAAACCUAAGCAAGAUUGGGGAUUGCUGUCGGAGGAACCUUUACCUGCCAGAGCUUCACAUAAGGAGGAUUACAAUAAUAAAGGUUAUAAUAAAAAUAUGGAAGGCACGGCUGAACAGGAUUGUGAUGAUAAAAGCUACGGCACAAGAAUGUCUCCUGGUCUAGAUGGAUGGAGAAGACACAGCUCUAACCUGUCUGAUAGAAAUGAUCGGAGCAGGUCAGUGAGGGGUAGGAGUAGAAGCCGGAGUUGGAGUAGAAGCCGGAGUAGAAGUAGAAGUCCUCAUAGUUUUAAGCGGGACUCUGGGUUUCAUGAUAGAAACAGGAACAGAUCCCGUGGUUCAACUCAAUUGUGCAGAGAUUUUGCUUCUGGAAGAUGCAGGCGAGGUAAUGGUUGUCAAUUUCUUCACCAGGACAAUCAAAAUCUGGAUGAUAGCUGGGAAAAUAGGAACAAGAAGGGGGGGCGACCUUUAAGAUCAACUCCCCAUGAUUUUAGGGACCAUCCCAGGGGUGGAAGAUCAACUGCUCAAUGUACCGAUUUUGUGAAGGGAAGGUGUCAUAGGGGUGCCUCUUGCAAGUAUCCUCAUGACAGUGCAUUUCAUGAACUGUCACGAGGUUCUCCAAAUGAUAUUAGUAGAGACAGGGACAAUGAUAGGAGUAAAGAACCAUACUUCUCACGUGGUGAGCGUGAACCUUGCAGUAGCAGUCUUGUUAUCUGUAAAUUUUUUGCUGCUGGAACUUGUCGUAAUGGAAAGAAUUGCAAGUUUUCUCAUCAUAGCCAGCCACGUCCAAGUCCAGAGAGAAAAUCAAGUACUGAUAGAUGGGAACAGUUUCAAAGUUCAGAUGGUAGGGAUCGGUUGUGGGAUCGCACAAAAUCGAGUGAAUUGGCCGGUGGUUCCGAUUUCACUCAGUUGAGGGAGGACAAAAGCGAACAAAUUGCUAGUCAAGAACCAAGUUAUACAUGGCCUUCGGAACAAAAAUGGGUUCAUGGUUUGAAUAAUGAGAGCAAAACUCAGUGGGAUCAAACUGUUGGCAUCAAGGCAGUUCAGAGCAACAAGAAGGAUACUAUUCUGAGCAAGGCAGAAGACGCUGGUGGUUCCAUGGGCACUUCUGACCCUAGAGGUCACAGAAAGUGGCCAAGUGAUGAUAUGGAGAUGUCUCCUGAUUGGCACUACCCUGUGCAACCAUCCAGUCAUGUGGUGAAAGGCGAUUGCAACAUCAUGCCGGAAUCUGGCUCUAAAACUUCCAUGGCUUUGGCCACUCUUAGCCAUGCGAUAGUUCAAGAGGCUCUGGCUAAGAAGCAAGACAUUUCCAUAGAGCCUAUAACAGUUGAUAAUACUCAUUUUCGGCAAAACCAUAAUCUAACAAAAGAUGUUACUAUUUCACCAGCAUUCAAUGAUAAGAUUACAAUCGACAAACCUAUUGCUUCACAUGCUGAAGGCAAUCCUUCUAGUAAUAUUGUCCUUGGACAAAGAAUGACAUAUCACACUGACCAUCCAGGCGGAAUCGUAAUGAAUCCGAAAGUUUCAGAUGGAAAUUUUAGAGUUAAACAGCAGGAGGAGGGUGGAAGCAUGCCGGGAAUUAACUCUGGAACAACUAUCACUCCAAACAUAGUAACCAGCGAACAAAUUACCCAAUUAACUAACCUUUCCGUCUCUCUUGCACAAUAUUUUGGAAAUGUGCAACCAUUGCCUCAAUUGUAUACCUCCCUUAACACACAUAGUGUGUCAGAAACACCUUCCUUCCCUUAUUCUGAUGCAUCCGUGGGUGCUUUGGGAGUAUCGAUGAAGUCAGGUCCCAUAAUUGAAUCCUCGAAGCAACAUGAUCCUACUCUCUGCAAUAGCUUAGAGCUGAAGAAGCUUGAAGUCACUAAAACACCUUCAGACUGUUUGCUGAAUUCCACUGGACAGAAAAGCACUACAGAAGUGAAGGAUGGAGUACAGAUACCAAAUUUGCCUCUAUCAUCUGAUUCUUGUAACAAGAUUGGCAUCUCUGCUAAAGAAACUCUUCAUGGGAGUGAUGCAAUAAAUCAUGGGAAGCCAGCAGCUGAUGGUGAGGCUAUCAAAGAGAAGAAUGGUGAUGGGGAAAGUGAGAACAAGACUGACCCAGAGGAUUCUCAAGAGAAUGAUGCUACAGAAAAUGCAAAUGGGAAUGAUGGGGUCCAUGAUAAGAAGAAAAGUAAGGAUGCUAAGGGAAUUCGUGCUUUUAAAUUUGCACUUGUGGAGUUUGUCAAGGAAGUUCUAAAACCUACAUGGAAGGAAGGUCAUAUCAGCAAAGAUGUUUAUAAAACCAUAGUCAAGAAAGUGGUGGACAAAGUGACAGGUACCUUGCAGGGGGGUCAUAUUCCUCAAACGCAGGAGAAAAUUGAUCACUAUCUUUCAUUUUCAAAACCAAAGCUCACUAAACUUGUUCAGGCGUACGUGGACAGAGUUCAGAAGACGACUUGAAAAGACGAGGUUGUCGAAGUACAUUCUUAUGUAUUUUUUUUUUCUUUUUCAAAAUCAUCCGAUGUACUAAUUUGUUAAAGAAUGUUGCAGCCUUCGGAAUGAUGUUUGUGAUGUCUUACUAAUGUAGUGUAAUGUAUCUCCCAUUAGCAGUCUUAGUUACACCUUUCUUCAGCCUUCUGCAAAUUAGAUAUAUGGAAAUUUGUUGGUUUUAGUUUGUGCA